UACAAGCAGUCAUCUUACGCAUUCCCAUUCAGAAUUAAAUUAGUUUUGUGCGGAGAACGUUUAGUUUAAUAUCUUUAUCUUGUUCGAUUACGCCAUUAGUUUGCUGGAAUUUUUCACUGUUGAGGCUAUAUCGUACAAGGGAUAUUAUAGAAAUGGACGCACACAGAAACGGUGGAAAAUGUGAAAAGCCUAAGGAAAAUGGUUUUUCCACAAUUUUGAAACGAACCCGUAUCACAUCUCUUACCGAUGAAGAAACUCAUGAACUUCCCGGAACUUGUCCAGCAUGGUCUGAUAAUCUUCGUGCUGUUCUAUUUACUGAUACGGAAAUACAAAGUCAAGUACAAAAAUUAGCACGACAAAUUUGUCGUGAUUAUCAAGGUCGAAGUGUGAUAUGUGUCGGUUUGUUGAGUGGCGCAAUGGUUUUCUUAGCAGAUUUACUUCGUCAUUUUACGAUUCCGUACAAAGUUGACUUUAUGGUGGUUUCAUCAUACGGCGCAGCAACAACAUCAUCGGGUUCAAUACGAUUGAAGAAAGAUAUGAGUUUGGAUCCGAAUGGAAUGGAUGUGCUCAUAAUUGAAGAUCUGAUUGAUACAGGCAAUACAUUGCAAUGGAUAAAAACCCAUUUGAGUGGUAAAGGAUGUGCAUCGAUUAAAAUGUGUUGCCUUUUGGACAAGAAAGAACGCCGCACUGUACCGAUUACGGCUGAUUAUGUUGGAUUUGAAUGUCCCGAUGAGUUCAUCGUUGGAUAUGGAAUGGAUUAUGCCGAGGACUAUCGUUGUUUGCCGUUUAUUGGCGUGUUGAAGCCUAAAGCGUUUAUGAACUCAUAAAACAUUCUUUAUUGCAUGAGUAUAAUAGAGCGGUUUCAUGACAGUUUGUUAAAAAAGAUUUCUUCAUUUUCUCAAUAAACCGUUUGAAGACACAAUG
Molecule: messenger RNA, 924 nt
Organism: Bradysia coprophila
Lineage: Eukaryota; Metazoa; Arthropoda; Insecta; Diptera; Sciaridae
Product: hypoxanthine phosphoribosyltransferase-like
Biological process (GO): IMP salvage; hypoxanthine metabolic process; guanine salvage
Cellular component (GO): cytosol
Molecular function (GO): hypoxanthine phosphoribosyltransferase activity; magnesium ion binding
Source: RefSeq, a predicted model, not a curated record